Messenger RNA from Arabidopsis arenosa, 1225 nucleotides. NCBI's taxonomy places the organism in Eukaryota, Viridiplantae, Streptophyta, Magnoliopsida, Brassicales, Brassicaceae. The record is from the annotation of a GenBank genome assembly.
AGAGAGAAAAUAAAUAAAGAAGAUGAAAGUGCAGCGUCUGUUCUUAGUGGCUAUUUUCUGCCUUUCUUAUACGCAGCUGGUCAAGGGGGAAACCUUGCCUAAUUGCCCCGAAAAAUGUGGCAACGUUACACUUGAGUACCCUUUUGGCUCUUCUCCAGGUUGUUGGCGUGCCGAAGAUCCUACUUUCAACCUCAGUUGUACGAACGAGAAGCUAUUCUAUAAGGGCGUUGAAGUGGUCGAAAUUUCUCACAGCAGCCAGUUACGCCUCUUAUUUCCUGCAUCCUACGUUUGCUACAACAGCAACGGACAUCUCGCUAAUGGCACUUACUACUAUAUGGAUCUGGGAAAUUUGACUAUCUCCGACAACAACACGGUUACUGCAUUAGGCUGUAACUCGUACGCUUUUGUGUCCUCUAAUGGAACUCGAAGACAAUCGGUUGGAUGCAUAUCAGCAUGUGAUGAUCUUUCCCAUGAAGCAAAUGGAGAAUGUAAUGGUGAAGGCUGCUGCCAGAACCCCGUCCCUGCAGGGAACAAUUGGUUCAUUGUCAGAUCAUAUCGCUUUGACAACGACACGUCCGUGCAACCUAUCUUUAAGAGUCAAUGCAUCUACGCCUUUCUCGUUGAAAAUGGCAAGUUUAAGUAUAAUGCUUCGGAAAUAUAUUCUUAUCUGCAGAAUAGGAAUGUGGGGUUUGGGUUUCCUGUGGUCUUAGAUUGGUCUAUUAAGGGAGAGACAUGCGGGCAACUUGGAGAAAAGAAGUGCGGUGUGAAUGGCAUAUGUUCCAAUUCUGCUAGUGGAAUUGGGUAUAAAUGCAAAUGCAAAGGCGGUUACCAUGGGAAUCCAUAUCUUCGAAACGGUUGUCAAGACAUCAAUGAGUGUACUACUAAUACUAUCCAUAAACAUAACUGCUCGCGUUCCAGCAUCUGUGAAAACACGUUGGGACACUUCCGUUGUAAUUGUCGAUCUGGUUAUGAAUUAAAUACCACCACUAAUGCCUGCCAACCUAAAGGCACGCCUGGAUACGUUGAAUGGACUCGAAUUGUUCUUGGUUUCUUCCCUCCUCCUCAUCCUAAACAUUAGGGAUAAUCAAACAUGAUUCAAAAACCUUUGUAUUUUGAGUGAUUAUUGUUUCGCCAGAUCAUCAAUCAUUGUGUUUAACUGUUUAUAACUCCCCUUAAUAAGUAUUUGACCUUCGGUCAGAUUUGGUAAUAAUUUUAGAGUCCUUGU